CCAUAACUAGGUCCGGAUUCAUCACAGGCCCCCGGGGUUCUCUCUGAAAAACUACGUAAUGGAUUGAGAGGAAACGAAGAAAGAACGGCGCAUCUACAAUCGUUUGGGGAUGCUCUACAAGAUCGCAGGGGGUAUGGUGCUGCCAGAGGACCCAGAUGAAUACCUGACAUCUAAACCUCAACGAAGAACUGUCAAAGAAUGGCAGCGAUUAGGACCAUAGAGCAGUAUGUUGAGGAAAUCCUGCAGCAGUUGACAGAUGCUGACUACGACAGUCUAACCUCAUCAUGUGACACACUGGAAAAGAUGAAGUUCAGUUCAAAGCUCAAACACAAGCUUAACUACUGGCGGGUGAUGCAGUGUUUGGGUGAGAUCGGGUCAGAUCGGCUAGUUGGUUUCCUCAUCAAGGUAGACAAGUUGUCAUGCAAGUGUCAUUUAAAAAUGAAUUUCACAUGUCUGAUGAGGCUGUUUUUGGAGUCCAUGUGCAAUAUUAGGGUUAUCAAGAGGUUCAGUGAACAUCAAUUGAAGAUUGUGCCUGUUUUGUAUCGGGGCGUGAGACAGUCUGAAGAUUCUAACCUGACCGCACUCUGUCUCGAAGCAAUCUUGAGGUUGCUGUAUGUCGGCCGUACAGACAGCGUGGAAUUUUUUGUAAAAUAUGGCUUGAUGAAAGAUAUUUUUCUUGAAAUUAGAUCUAAAUGUGCUUCAAGGGUUUUUUCCCUUCACGCAAUAAAUGUUCUCUUGACAAGCUCACAGCUGCUCUUGUCCGUGUCAGUCUGCGGCACUGAAAACAUUAGGAAGCAGGUGGCUAGGUCUAGUGCCUAUAAGUUGUUCAGAGAGAAAGUUUUGAGAAUGUUGGACUCAAGUUCACACAAAUGCAGUAUUCUGCAGCUGCAUAGAAACUUUUUGGAGAUUAACAAAGUUCUAUCUGACGAGAAGGUUGCGUUGGAGGCUUUUAAAAACUGGGAUCCGAAAGAAAAGCUGAAUGAUUUACAAGAACAAGACCAGGUUUACAUAUUUUGUUCAUCACCAAGUUGCCGGAAAAUAUAUGGCGAAUGUGGGAAGUUUCGUUACUGUGGAGCAUGUAGACUGGCCCGCUACUGUACUGAAGCGUGCCAGAAAGAGCAUUGGAAGAAAGGCCAUAAGGAUUCCUGCCAGAGGGCAAGGACAGACAUCGGCUGAAAAUAAAGACGUUGAUUGGAAGUAGAUCACAGUGCUUCUGUUAAUAUUUAACUUUCGUUUUGUUGGUUGUGAUAUUAAGUUGUGUACAUGAACCAGUAUUAGUUGAACAAAAUGUCAAUCUACUUAUCUAACCAUAAGGGCAUUGAAAAUACUUGUCUUUUAUGUUUAUAUUUAACCUAGUUGUCUUUGCAUCUGUUCAUUGACGUGCUUCUUAUAUUGGUUGUGUUUUUAUGCAGUAGUUCAAUAGUGCAUUUACUAUUUUUGUAUGUGAGCAAAAUGUGCUAUAGAUUUAUUGUUAACUGCCAAAUUGAAUGGCAAUACUUGUUUUUUUCCUCUUAAUGCCUUCAAUCACUAUAUUACUUACUAAGUUGUGUACAACAUGACGAAUGGACUAAAAAAAUAUAAGCAAUAACUCCUAAAAUACUGAUUAGAGAGUUGUGGUUUUAGUACUGUGCACUUCUUCUCAAUGUCCUCUAUAAAUGUACAAAGUUUUAUUUUAAUACCUUCAAUACAAAGGGAUUUAUGCUUCACACAGGAAAAUUCACUAAAGGGCAAUAAGCUCUUUGUGUCCUGACUUGUACUCUGCUUUUCCUCUUUAUGCCUUCCAUCGUUUUAUGAAAUAUAUGUUGAAUCCCUUUAAUACUUUAUAGAGUUAUUCUGUGCACAAGAAGCCAUAUAGAAUGGCGGACGGAUGGAAAGAAAGGACAUACAAUGAGAUUACUAAUUAACAAAUAACUAUAACUAAUAAAAUGGAAAUGUAACUUUACCCUUUUUGGCAAAAAUGUACCCGCUGUACACUGUCUCUGACAGCUCCAUUAAGAUCAGAUUCAAAAUUCACCAUCCAAUAAGACUUAAAUUCAAGAUUGCCCCAGUAAAUUUGUGCUCUAGCAAUAAUAAUUGAUAUACAUGUACAUCAUUGUAAUAUGAACUUGUUCAUUCACUGACAGAUCAGUAAGCAAUGCGUGUUUGAAUUUAUAUAGAAUUCUUAAUUGUGAUGUUAUUUAAGGUAAUUGAACUUAACUCUCUUUAAGAGAAAAAGCAAUUCUGAGUUAAAUAAUAAUUAAAGUCUGAUACAUGAAGAAUUGUUUGUUUGAAAUAGGUCUUGGAGCUUUCUUUACAAAUUUAAGACUAUCAAUUGAGUCUAGGUAUUAUGGAAAAUUAUAACGGGAUCCGGACAUAAGCCCCCCAGGACAUGUGCAAAGCUUUAUUUUGCCUUUUAUAUAAGAACAGGGUAAAUAGCCUACCUUGUUUGUGUGUUGGUCUCAUUUAUGCCAGGUCAGAGACAAAAUAAAAAAACAUGCGAUCAUCGUAUAAUUAUUAAAAUCAUUUUUUAAAUGAAUGGGAGCAGUUAAGUAAAUUACUCCUUUUGAGAGAAGAAAUCUUAUACCUGUAAAUGUCGUUGUUUUUAUUUAGCUCGUAAUUGUUUUACUUUCAACCUCAAAUUAUAGUGUAGCAGUUUGUAAUUACAUGUAUAUUUAUGAACAUUUUAUAAUCGAUGUUGUAAUAGCUACCGUAGACAAUGUUACAUUUUGAAGAAAUAAUCUGUUUGGAGAUCAAUGUUUUGUAUUAAGAUUAUGAACAUUUAAUGUUUUUCUUAGUAAAAGAGUAAGUAAGUUUAUUUCAGGAUUUGUUUACCAACAUAUAAUAAGGAGAUUUAGCUUAUGACUAUAUCGAAUAUCCAUAUACAGGUACUGACAUUUGAGUGUUCAUACUUCACAGACAUCUGAUCAAUCACAGAAGAUCUGAUCAACUUCACAAGGUGCUUUAAACUGAUAUUUUUUUGUUCUAGCCUUUUAUGUUUGUUUCAUGUUUGUGGCAUUACUCACAUAAUUAUUGGGCAUUGAUGUUUUUUUUCACUUGUUUACUUUUGUUCAUAUAUAACCGUACAGUAAUUACUCUAAUUUUCUGACACUAGAAGAAUUCGGACACUCAUUUUAAGCCAAAAUAAAUGUAUGUUUUACUUUUAUUUUGGACACUGAGAUGUUACUUUAUUGUAAUUGACUUAAACUUUUAAGAAAGUUCAAUUCUAUGAGAAUACUAUCUAGUUGUGAUAUUCUGGUGACGAAAAAAUGGCAUGCAAUUUUUCAAAGGGAUGGCGGUUAUAAAACCGGGCAGAUCAUUGCAAGAAGUCUGUGGACUGUGAUCUUUGCUUUAUUUGGUAAACAAUUGUUUCACUCUAUAGCUUGAGAAACCAAUAAGUUCUGCAUAAUUAAUUCACAGUUUUUUGGUAAUAAUGCUUUUUUGCAUUGGGUCAAGAACAAAUUAAUGUCAAUUAUGAAAAUUGAUUACAAUGUACUUUUGAAUAUAAGUGUUACCUAAAUAAGUGCAUGUAAACAAUUGAGUUGUCUACUGCGGUAAGUCAUUAUGCCUCUUCUCAAAAAGUUAAGUAUGAUUCAAAAGCAAACUACUAAAUCAUAAUUAACACAGUUUAUUUAAGUUGAAUUUAAUAAUAAAAAGUUCAUUAUCCAGUAUUGUAUCAAAUGCUCAUUUUUUUGGUGUACGAGUGGUCAAAGUUUAUCCUUUGAAAACGUUUCUCCAAAACAAAAUAACAAAUAUGAAAUAGUUCUUAAUUGAUUGCAAACAUAUCUUCAAGCCACUAAUACUUUUAAGGCGUGAAAUUUACAAGAACAUGCUAUCAUUGAUCAAACCAUUUGGUGAGUAAGGUUACACCAAGGAAUAUCCCAACCGCAUGUUAAUGCGAUAGGUAAAUUGUCAGGGUGACUCUAAAUUUUAAGAUACUGACUUUUGGAAAUAUUUUUGUGUUUCUGAAUUUUGGACACUUCCAAAGUCAUUAUCUGUAAGUUUCAGAAAAUAUAGAGUAAUUAUUGCUUAUUUGUUCAUCUUGUUUAUUUGAUAUUUUACGGUUCUUACCUAUUGUGUUCCUGUAUGAUACUGGUAUUAUAAUUUACAUGAUUGUGGCAUUACUUACAGAUACAUAUCGGGCAUUGAUGUUGGUUUUUACUUGUUCACUUUUUUUUUACAUAUUAUUUUGGGUUAACAUGAUCAGGUAAUAACAUUUUCAAUAAAUGUGUUUUUAAACUGG
This is a messenger RNA of Dreissena polymorpha, 4219 nucleotides long. RefSeq lists its product as uncharacterized. The transcript has 3 exons. The record is from RefSeq and is a predicted model, not a curated record. Lineage: Eukaryota; Metazoa; Mollusca; Bivalvia; Myida; Dreissenidae. Bases 199 to 1176 code for a protein of 325 amino acids.